[Candida] anglica is the source of this 1217-nucleotide messenger RNA. NCBI's taxonomy places the organism in Eukaryota, Fungi, Ascomycota, Pichiomycetes, Serinales, Debaryomycetaceae. The record is from the annotation of a GenBank genome assembly.
AUCAAGAUAUAGAUUAAAUUAGCAUAUAUAUACAUAUAUAAAUAGUAUCAUAUAAUGGCUUCAUUCAUUGAGAACUUUUCCAAGGUUUCCUUGGCAGAUGUAUCUUCAGCUACAGUUGAUGUUUCUUUGACCAACGAAGAAAAGGCCUUAGUUGCACAAUUCGAGACCUUGUCUGGAAGAUUCACUGAAGAACCAGAAUCAGUCAUUGCAUUUAACGAAUCUUUAAAGACCAAGACUUUUGUUGCUGGUAACUCCCCAUCAUCUGCCGACCUCACUGUUUUCGCUAAGGUUUUACCAUUGGCUAAGACUUGGACUUCCAAUGAAGACUUGGCCAAAUUCAGACAUGUUUUGAGAUGGGCUGAUUUAGUCCAAAACACUUUGGUUACUGUUCCAGAAGCCGACCAAUUAAAGGUGGAUUACGAAGCCAAGGUCCCAAGAGAAAUCAAGGAAAAGAAGAAGCCUGCUGCUAAGGAAGGUGACAAGAAGGAAGAAGGAAAGAAGGAAGCUAAGAAGGAAGCUCCAAAGAAGGAAGCUGGAAAGAAGGAAGCUGGUGUUGUUUCUGAAGAAGACAAGAAGGCCAACGCUGAAGCUGCUAAGGCUAAGAAGGCCGCUAAGGCCAAGGCUAAGGCCGAAGCUAACGCUAAGUCUGCUGCCGCUGUAGUCCCACCAAACCCAGCUAUGAUUGAUUUCAGAGUUGGUUUCAUUCAAAAGGCUGUUAAGCACCCAGAUGCUGACUCCUUAUACAUGUCCACCAUUGACAUGGGUGAUGCCGAAGGUCCAAGAACCGUUUGUUCCGGUUUGGUUAAGUACAUUCCAAUUGAAGAUAUGCAAGAAAGAUACGUUGUUGUCAUUGCCAACUUGAAGCCAGUCAACAUGAGAGGUGUCAAGUCUUGCGCCAUGGUCUUGUGUGCCUCUGACGAAGAAACCGUUGAAUUCGUCAACCCACCAGCUGGUUCUAAGGCUGGUGAAAAGCUUUUCUUUGAAGGAUUCGAUGGUGUUCCAGAAAAGCAAUUAAACCCAAAGAAGAAGGUCUGGGAAGCAGUUCAACCAGGUUUCUCCACCAAUGAAAACUUUGAAGUUACCUUCACUGAAGAAGGUAAGGCUCCAGUAAGAUUAGUCAAUGCCAGAGGAGAAUUAUGUAAGAACUCCAACAUUGUUAAGGCCAACGUGCGUUAGAUAGAAUAUAUAGCCAUUUUAAUAAGGUGAUGGAAAAAUGA